This is a messenger RNA of Meloidogyne enterolobii, 2847 nucleotides long. Lineage: Eukaryota; Metazoa; Nematoda; Chromadorea; Rhabditida; Meloidogynidae. The record is from the annotation of a GenBank genome assembly.
CUCGAAAAAAUGUUGGGAGAAUUAAAUAUUGCCAAUGAAUCAAUGGCUGCAGAACUUGGACCUCUUGCACAACAAAAAGGUGUUGUACUUGUAGAACAAGGGGAACAAUUAAUCUUACAAUGGAAAGGAGAGAAUAAAGAAGAAAUUUGUAUUAAUCAGAAUAUCUGUGAAAGAAUUGCUCAAAAAGUUCAAUCACUUAAAGAAGCUGUUAUUGCUGUUGUACAAUUGGCUAGAGAGAAGAUUGGGGCUAGUAAAGCUCAGAAAGUUGUUGAAAAGCUAACAAUAUUGGACAAAUGGCUAAAUACGGUUGCUAAUUCAUUCCUAUCUGAAUCACUCAUUCUGAGUCCAAUAGCUGCUGAAACAACCGAAUUCAUUGCUAAACAUAAGAGUUUUUUGGCAGAAAUAACGGAAAAUGAAAAUCUUCUCAAAACAGUCCAAAAUCAUCAAAAACAUUUGGAUUCCAACCAACUCGAGCAAUUAAUUAAUAUUCAAAGAAAACUGAUUUCCUAUAAAAUAAUAAUUGAAAAACGAUUGGAAUUGGCUUCAAAAUUAGAACAACUACAAAAAUUAGGACGUGAAUUAGAAACUUCACUUCAUUUUCUUGCUACAUUAUUGCAAGGUGGUGGAUAUAGACCAGAAACAGAACAACAUGUUAAUAAUUUAUUACAAACAGUCAAGGAACAUUGUAUAAGAGAGAAACAACAAUCCGAUAAUUUUCAACGAUUGGCUUCUGAGCUUGAACUAAAUGAUCCUAACUUAGUCACAAUCGAGGCAAUAGACUGGUCACGCUCUCAAGUUGUCUCACAUCAACGUCAAUAUUCUUUAUUUGAACAACAAUGCCAACAAUUUAUGAAUUUUAAAGAAAUUCAAUCAGAAAAUAAUUUUAAAAAACAAAAUUUACAACAAACUUCAAUAAAGACUAUCAAAGAAAAUAAACAAAAAAUAAUUAAUGAAUUGGGGGAAUAUAAUAAUCAACAAUCAAAUUUAGUGCAAAAAAUAAAUAUUGAAAAUGGUGAUUGCCAGAGUUCCAAAGUUCCUCCUAGCAUUGGACCACCUCUAUGCAGUCAGCUUGUACGUGAGGGGCAAACUGUCGUUCUUAAGACUCGCAUACGAGGUACUCCUUUCCCAAGCGUUCACUGGUUCUAUAAUGACUGCCCUAUAGACUUUGAAAGAUCAGAUAUUGGAUUGAGUCGUCAUCAAGAUGGUCAAUGCAUACUAACCAUUCCUUGCAUUAAAGCUGAGAAUAUAGCGGGUAGAUCAACUUCUACAGCUACUUUGAACGUUCUGCUGGGGAUAGGCAGUCCAGCUGCACCUUCUGGUCAAUUCCAAUUUCCUUCUUCGAUGAAACAUCAAAAUAGGCAACAAGGUCCAGUCUAUGCAUUGAUUAAAUCAGAAGGUUCUAAAUCGAGAAGGGCAAGUGAUGGAGAUAUUAUAGAUCCUGGCUAUUCCAGUCUCGCAAACCCUCCAGAAUGCUUCCGCCCUUUUCCUUCAGAAGUGACCAUUAAUGAGGGAGAGAAAGCUGAAGUUGAUUGCAUGAUCUUGGGCAAUCCACGGCCAAAAGUUCAAUGGUUUUUUAAUGGACGGCAAAUCAAAUCCAAUGCUGAAUUUGUCGAGCUUCUAAAUGUUGGCGAUACCUACUCACUUCGUUUUAAUUCUGCUCGUUUGGAAUGUGCCGGUUGGUAUCGUCUUGUUGCAGAAAAUAUCCGUGGUCGUUGUGAAUCUCUAACGCUAAUACAUGUUCGCCCAAAAUCAUUAAUUCCAAAGCCAAUUGGAGGUAAUAACCAAAGGGCUAGACGUUCAAUUGGCGGUGUUCAAGGAUUAUUACAAUGGCAGAAGCAAAGGCAGCAAUUGCUUGAACAACACCAAGCUAGAGCUUUAAGUACUCCUCCACGUCGUGAUUUUGAAGCCAAAAGACAUUCAACCUCCUCAGCCCAUGCCGAAAUGAUGGGGAUUAUGUCAACUUCGGAUUAUGAACCUGAUAGAAGGCAAUCAGGAUUGGAGAUAUUUGUCAACGGAUUUACUGGCAAUGGAGCAACAGAAAUACAUAAUUAUUCAGAUAUUAACAGACCUCCUUCUAGUGAUCAAGAACGAACACUUAUCCUCUCCCCAAGAAUUAUUCAGGAAAAUAAUUUUGAUGUGUCCCCUCCUCAUUUUACUAAAACAUUAGUUUCUGCAAUUGGAAAUGAGGGACAAAAUGUAAAAUUUGAAGCAGUCGUCAUUGGUGAUCCUUUGCCUCGAGUUGUGUGGUCUAAAGAUGGGAAUAUAUUGAAGUCGAAUGAACGAAUUUCUAUCUGGAAUGAUAAUUAUGGCAAAACAAUACUCAAUAUAAAUAAUAUUUAUAGUAACGAUGCUGGCAAAUAUUGUUGUACAGCAGAAAAUAAAGCAGGAAAAGCUUGCACUUCUGCUCAACUUGUACUUUCUGCCAAAAUGAUUGCUCCUGAUUUUGUUGAACGCCUGGUAAGCCAAGAAGUUGAAAUUGGCUCUUCACUCUUCUGGACGGUUAGAACUAGUGGAGAUCCUGAACCUUUAGUUAAAUGGUUUAGAGAUGGAAUUCCAAUUUCUACAGAGUUUGGAAUUAAAAAUGGUAUUCAAACAACUAAAGACGCCCCAUUUAUCUAUUCCCUCAGAAUUGAAUCCCUAAAUGUUGUACAUGCAGGCCAAUUUACCUGUUUGCUAGAGAAUAUUGCAGGGGAAGCUAGGAGCACAGCCGAUUUGGUUGUUAGACCUAAAGGUGCACCUCCUGGGAAGUAUGUUCACGUAACCAAAGUUACACAGGAAAGACAAGAAAAUGGGGUAGCCAAAAAUGAAGUAGUUAUUUUAGAAAACAACGAGAAUAAUCAUUUUUAG